UCCAACAUCUAAAGUUUAUAUCCCAUUCUUAAAAUUUUUGAUGUUUUUGCUAAUAAUUUGCGGUAUGUUUUUAUCUAUUAUAUAGUACUAAAAUUAUAUGAUUUAAAUAUAUUGUUUUAUUAGUAAAAUUUUGUUCUUUCAUUGACAUUUUUAUGUAGAUAUGGACGACAUACAAUGUCAACUUGCCGGUCUGAUGAACGUUGCUAUGCUCACCCUCAAGACACUCAUUGAUCCAGUCGCGUUUGGACGAAACUAGAUUUUGCAGACAAAAAAGUAUCGGUAUGUUGAAACGAUUCUCGUAUUUUAGAAAAAUUUAGGGAUGAUACCGUGGAGCAAAUCUUAAGAAGUCCUGGGUUUUAUGGGGCACAUCCGGUGCACCCCAUGAAAAUAGACCAUAGUUUGAUUCUGGUUUCAUUGAAAGGUGGAGGCCCGAAGUGCAUGCAUUUCAUUCUCGUUUGCUGGACUUGGUAUUACUUUAUAGGAUGUUGAAUGUUUAAUGAGUUUAAGAAUGGGCUGGGACCUGUAGCUUUUGAGGAAGUGGUUAAUUCGAAUACUUAUGUUGAACUUUUUCGUGAAGUUAUUGGAUUCCAAAUAAUGGACUAUCAUAUGAUGGUCCAUGAUAUAGUUAAAUCUGACUUGUCCAAUAUGAUGGUCCGUGAUCUAAAAGCCAAUAACUUCAUUAAAAAGUUCAACAUAGGUAUUCGGAUCAACCAUUUCCUCAAAAUUACAGGUUCCCCAUCUCUUUUUAAACUCAUUAAACAUUCAACAUCUUGGAAACUGAUACCAAGUCCACCAAACGGGAAGUAAAAUGCAUGCACUUCGGGCCUCCACUUUUUAACGAAGACGAUAACCAAACUAUGGUCUAUUCUAAUGGGGCGCACCUGAUGUACCCCAUAAAAUCCAGACCUUCUUAUAUUUUUCUCAAUGCGAUCAUCCCUAAUUUUUUUAAAAACACAAUAAUCGUUUCGACAUACUGAUACUUUUUUGUAUGCAAUGCCCGGUUCUACCCAAACACAUCUGGAUCGAUGAGUGUCUAGGAGGGUGAGCAUAACGUCAUUCAUCAGGCCAACAAGUUGACAUUGUAUGUCGUUCAUGUUUACAUAAAAAAUGAAAUAACAAAAAUUUACUAAUAGAAAAAUCUAUUUAAAUCAUAUAAUUCUAAUACUGGAGUACUAUAUAAUAAAUAAAAAUAUAUUGUAGAUUAUUAGCACAAAAAAUCGAAAAUAUUUAGAAGUAGUAGAAACUUUAGAUGUUGAAUGUGAAGUGGUGUUCAUUGAACCCAAUUUUUAUAUUAAAAAAUUACAACAAACCGUGUUCGCCGAACACGGGUUUUACUUCAGCAGCGCUAAGUGAACCUGCAGAGCUUGAGAUAGAGAUCAGAGAGGGGGACAAUAGGCUUUUCCUUAUGUUUUGAAGAACUCCAGAUUUUUUUGUUAAAUUUAAAAUGCGAAAAAAAUUAAAAAAUGAGGAUAGAAUGAGGAUGAGACAUUGACACCUCUUGAAUGGUGAUGAGAUGGUGAUGAAAUAAGGAAAGGUUAUGUUUAGCUGAGUUGGAAGUAAGGAAGGUGAGGAUGGUGAUGUAGUACCCAAAAGCCUUAUCAUUAAUUGCUCCCAAAUACUCUAUCAUUUUCUACUCCGUAUUCAAUUUCAUUAUAAAUAGGAAAUUACGAGGUAAAUUUUCUUGUUUUUAAAAAUAAUUUUAUUUAUUAAUCAGUACAUAGAUAAGAAAUAAAAAAUAUAUAUUAAAAACUACGUCAAAAGUUAUACAAAACAUGAUGUGUCAAAAAUAUUUUAUUUUAUCAAAUACUCAAUGCAAAUAUACAAAUAAACAAAAAUUAUCGACAUGAGAGAAAAAAGUUGUAAUCUAAUUCGAGACGGAGUAAAUAGUUUUUUUCUGUUUUUUAACGCCUAGUUUUCCGUUCAAACCAAUUGGAAAAGAAAAAUAUCAAUCCAAAAAUCAUUUGAAGUAAAAUACUCAAAUUUUAUUCCACAAAAAAUGAAACAUUUAAAAUAGAAAUCACUCUAGUGGAAAGUCACCCAAACGGAAUCUAAAAUGAUCCAAAAAUUAAUCAUAUCCAAAGUUAACCCGAGCUGAAUGAUCCGAUCCGAUUGGUUCUACUCAUUUACUUCUGGGGGUGCACUGACCGGAGGGCAAUUCCGGCACCGGCCAUUUCGUAAACCCUUCGCAAAUGGCCUCUCUGCUAUCUUCUUCUUCAUCUCUCCGGCACUUCCCUCCCAAACCACCACUAGCGCCACCGUGCUCAGCCGGCGCUCUAUUUCUCAACCUGCCGCGGCAAAGCCGAACUCGUUUCAAAUGUUCGGCCAGUCAGUCUGGGUUCUUCGGCAAACUCGGCAGGCUGAUCAAAGAGAAGGCGAAGAGCGACGUCGAUAAACUGUUCUCCGGAUUCACCAAAACCAGGAAUAAGAUGGCCGUCAUAGACGAACUUCUCCUCUACUGGAAUCUCUCCGACACCGACCGCGUAUUGGAUGAACUGGAAGAGGCUUUGUUGGUGUCUGAUUUUGGGCCAAAGGUUACAAUAAACAUUGUAGAAAGUUUGCGAGAUGAUAUAUAUGCAGGCAAGCUAAAAACAGGAAGUGAGAUAAAGGAUGCUUUGAAGAAGGGUAUCUUGGAGCUUUUAGCUAAGGCACCUAAAACAGAGCUCCAACUAGGCUUCAGGAAACCUGCCGUGAUCAUGAUUGUGGGCGUCAAUGGAGGUGGAAAGACAACGUCUCUUGGAAAGCUGGCCAAUAGAUUGAAGAAUGAAGGAGCAAAGAUAUUAUUGGCAGCUGGUGAUACAUUCAGAGCAGCUGCUAGUGAUCAACUGGAGAUUUGGGCCGAGAGGACUGGUUGUGAUAUUGUUGUUGCUGAAUCAGAGAAAGCCAAAGCUUCAUCAGUUCUUUCUCAGGCUGUUAAAAGAGGGAAAGAAGAAGGUGUUGAUGUUGUUUUAUGCGACACAUCUGGACGUUUGCAUACUAAUUAUAACUUGAUGGAAGAACUAGUUGCAUGCAAGAAAACUAUUAGCAAAAUUGUUCCAGGUGCACCCAAUGAAAUUUUGCUAGUGCUGGACGGAACAACAGGUUUAAAUAUGCUCUCACAAGCAAGAGAGUUCAAUGAGGUUGUCGGGGUGACGGGUUUAAUACUGACAAAACUUGAUGGCACUGCAAGAGGAGGUUGUGUGGUUAGCGUGGUUGAUGAGAUAGGCAUUCCUGUAAAGUUUGUAGGUGUCGGUGAAGGAUUAGGCGACCUCCAACCAUUUGAUGCCGAGACAUUUGUAAAUUCGAUUUUCUCUUGAGGCAUUGGGUUAUCAGUGAAACAUACUUAAACAGGAAAAAAAACCCUUCGGUUGAGCACUUGGGCCUUUAGCCAUAAAGUUUGACCGUGUUUGAUAUUACCGGUCACCAAUUGUAGGGGUAAGGUCUGCAUACAUACAUUCUCCUCAGACCAUUUGUUGGUGUACCCUUUGGGUAAUUCUCAUUGCACAUCGCACCGGUUCAAUAUUGAUCCAUUCUCUUUCUCAGUUGGAUUAACGGCAUAGUGUUCCACCAGAUAUAUACAAUGAUAUGAACAAUAGAGGAAAUGUUUGUUUUGCUCCUUUAGCCGUUGUGUUUGGUUUUACCU
This is a messenger RNA of Cuscuta campestris, 3619 nucleotides long. The record is from the annotation of a GenBank genome assembly. NCBI's taxonomy places the organism in Eukaryota, Viridiplantae, Streptophyta, Magnoliopsida, Solanales, Convolvulaceae.